UAUAACUCGACAGGGGGCGUGUUUAACUUCUGCUGCUCUUGGACAUGCCGGACUGGAGCUGUUAAAACCCGGGUUAUAUUGUAGAGUUAGCCCGGCUUCGGUUCCGUGCUAAACAACCCAAAAUGUCCCGGGUUCUGAUAGUCGGAGCGGGCCUGACAGGCAGCUUGUGCGCAUGUCUGCUGAGGAGAGAACUGCAGAGCAGAGUGCAGAUAGUGGUGUGGGACAAAGCGAGGGGCUCAGGUGGUAGGAUGUCCACCACUCGCCCCCCCGACCCUUCGUCUCACUCAGCUGAUCUUGGAGCUCAGUACAUCACGGCCACACCUUCCUACUCUCAGUCCCACCACAGUGUGUACUCUGAGCUGCUGUCUGCAGGCCUCCUGAAGCCUCUGGACUUUCUGGUUGAAGGACUGAAGCACGGAGACGGUAACCAGGACUACGUGACGCCACUGGGCAUGGGCAGUAUAGUCAAACACUUCCUGUCUGAGUCAGGAGCUGAUUUGUUCUUCGAGCGUCAUGUGACCGGCCUGUUCCGCCGCGGUGCAUCAUGGGAGGUCGAGAGGAAGGCGGGAGACAGCGAGAUGUUUGACGCCGUCGUCGUGACAAUGCCGGUCCCUCAGAUCCUGCAGCUGCACGGAGACGUCUUACCCCUGCUGUCUGUCCACCAGCAGCAGCAGUUAGACAGGGUGGUGUAUUCGUCUCGUUUUGCCGCUGCUCUCUUCUUCUCUCCGGACGCCGUCUUCGGGUUCCCUGAUUGGACGGCUCGCUACGUCUCCGACAACUGCUGCAUCCGCUACAUCAGACACAACGCAGACGCCGGCGGUCUCGGUCCGUCCCUCGUGGUCCACACCAGCGUCUCGUUCGGCGCCGAGCACCUGGAGCGAGACACGCAGGACGUCCAGCCAAUCAUCUUACAGGAACUCCACACGCUGCUUCCUGCUCUGCCGCAGCCAAUCAGCAUCAAGUGCCACAAGUGGAGGUACUCCCAGGUUCUCACCGCGGUGCCGGGCUGUCCGGGUCAAAUGACGGUCCUGGAGCGCCCGCUGCUGGUCCUCGCCGGUGACGCCUUCGUCCACUCCAACUUUGACGGCUGCGUGGAGUCGGCACAGAGCGCGCUCAGAGUGCUGAAGGCCUCUCUGUGACGGGGAAGGGACUCAGAGGGGAUACAGCUACAGCCGGACGUAUCCCUUCUAGCUUUAACCUUUGACCUUUACACUGAUCAACAAUCAACACAAGUCAUCAGCUAAACAGUUGGUUAUAUACCAAUUAUAUUAAUGUUUCUGUUAUUGAGUUCAGUGUUUUGUCUUUAAAUAAAUUGAUUUUAUUUAAA
Molecule: messenger RNA, 1327 nt
Organism: Perca fluviatilis (European perch)
Lineage: Eukaryota; Metazoa; Chordata; Actinopteri; Perciformes; Percidae
Gene: rnls
Product: renalase, FAD-dependent amine oxidase
Exons: 7
Coding region: 123-1139 (338 amino acids)
Cellular component (GO): extracellular region
Molecular function (GO): oxidoreductase activity, acting on NAD(P)H
Source: RefSeq, a predicted model, not a curated record